UCCUUCUCUUUCGUUUAAAUCAACUCCUGCUUUCUGGGCUUCCAUGGCCUUCCUCCUCCGUCUUUUCUUGAUUAUCUCCCUCCUCUUCAUUUAUAUGAUUCAAGCCCAGCAGCCAUAUAUCAGGAAGUUGACUACAAAUUGUGGUGUCAGAAAUGCUUCAACUUCUGUUCUUGGUUACGCCUGUAAUGGUCUUAAUCGCACCUGCCAAGCUUAUCUCACUUUUCGAUCCACACCCCCUUAUAACACCGUUACUUCCAUCUCCAAUCUCCUGAAUGCAAACGCUACUCAACUUUCCCGACUCAACUCCGUUUCCGAAACCGCUGCUUUUGGAACCGGUGAGACGGUGCUUGUGCCCACCAGGUGUUCGUGCGUUGGUCAGUUCUAUCAAGCCAAUGCAACUUAUGUUAUCCAGGCUGGAGACACACCUUUCUUGAUCGCUAACGACACUUACGGAGGCCUUUCAACCUGCCAUGCCAUUCAGGUUCAGAGAAGCAAUCUUACUGUUAAUAUAUAUACUGGUUCAAGAUUGACUGUGCCAUUAAGAUGUGCUUGUCCAACCGAGAAGCAAGCUUCUGCUGGUGUCAGAUAUCUGCUAUCUUACUUGAUCACUUGGGGGCAAACUGUUUCAGGAAUAAGUGCCAAAUUUGGGGUUGAUACUGGGAUGACUCUUUUAGCCAAUCAAUUAUCAGAACAAGAUUAUACCAUUUUCCCCUUUACAACCCUCUUAGUUCCCCUCUCCGACCAACCUUCAAGAUCUCAAACCAUAGCGCCACCACCCCCACCGUCAACAUCACCACCACCACCACCACCAGCAGCCACCUCCUCCAAUGAUCAUAAAUGGGCCUACAUGCUCAUCGGAAUCCUUGGAGGGGUUGUUCUCACAUCUGCCAUUGGCUUCUGUCUUUUCUGGUUUUGCUUUCCUGAGAGGAGAAAGCCUAUGGUUUCUUCUGCUUCUCAAAGCUUUGAAGCGAUUGAAAAACCAGCGGAUAAGAAGUUGGAUGUUGAUGAUGAUGCAGAAUUUAUAGAGAGUUUAAAUAGUAUAGCUCAAUCCCUUAAAGUGUACAAAUUUGAGGAACUUAAGGCAGCCACACAAGAUUUCAGUCCUGAUUGUUUGAUUAAGGGGUCUGUUUACCAAGGUACCAUCAACGGAAACCUUGCUGCCAUCAAGAAAAUGCAUGGCGAUGUGUCUAAGGAGAUUCAAUUACUUAACACUAUUCACCAUCAAAAUCUCGUUCGCCUAUCAGGUGUUUGUUUUGAUGAUGGCCAUUGGUACCUUGUUUAUGAGUUUGCUGUCAACGGACCGUUAAGCGAUUGGAUCUAUCAUGGUGAACUUGGAAGCAACAAAUCCUUGAACUGGAUUCAGAGAAUACAAGUUGCUUUCGAUGUGGCAAAUGGGCUUGAUUAUCUCCACAGCUAUACCACCCCUCCAUACGUCUAUAAGAAUCUAGAGAGCAGCAAUAUCCUUCUUGAUGCUGAUUUCAGAGCCAAGAUUACGAAUUUUGAUCUGGCAAGGUCGGCUGAAGGGCAAGAAGGUCAAUUCGCACUGACCCGACACAUAGUGGGUAAUAGAGGUUAUAUGUCUCCUGAGUAUUUGGAGAACGGUUUGAUUUCCACAAAGCUUGAUGUUUAUGGACUUGGCGUCCUGAUGCUUGAAAUAGUGACAGGGAAACAUGUUUCUGAUCUCUACGAGAAGGUGAAUAAGAAUUUGUCCGAGGUUUUGGAUAAGGUUCUCGAGGAGGAAAACAUAGACAGAAAGGAAAAAUUGACCGAUUUCAUGGACCCUCGUCUUCAAGGGAAUUACUCUCCAGAACUAGCCAUGUCUGUCAUCAGAUUGAUGGAUGGUUGCCUGGAUAAAGAUCCAUCCGCUCGACCAGAUAUGAAUGAGGUUUCACAACGUCUUUCUAGGAUUCUGACUUCGCCGGCUGGAGAAGUAUCAGUAACCAUCUCAGUUAAGGGGAGAUGAUUUUGUAGAAUGAUUUAUGGUGUGUUUUAUCAUCUCGGAGGCUCAGGAGGUGACACUGCAGCUAGUUAAUUGAUAAGGAAUGAAGUGUCUGUUUGUAAACUUAACCAUCAAGAUCUUAAGAAUCCAUUUUUAUGGUGUAGACAGUAGAGCUGUAAUAUUUAUUGAAUAAAAGCUUCUUCUAUGUUAUGUUAUGCUUCCAUCUGUUUGUGGCCUUUAGAAAUGUAGGGAUCUCAAUGGAUAUGUAAACAGACCAAAAGUAAAUAAAUUCAA
Molecule: messenger RNA, 2233 nt
Organism: Cynara cardunculus var. scolymus (artichoke)
Lineage: Eukaryota; Viridiplantae; Streptophyta; Magnoliopsida; Asterales; Asteraceae
Product: lysM domain receptor-like kinase 4
Exons: 1
Coding region: 44-1963 (639 amino acids)
Biological process (GO): protein phosphorylation
Molecular function (GO): protein kinase activity; ATP binding
Source: RefSeq, a predicted model, not a curated record